CACAACCAAACAAAGAAAGGAAGAAUAAUAAAGUUCUCUUUUUUACCUACACUCCAUUCAAAAGUUUCGAAACCCCUUUCUUUCUUUUUUCUAUCUCUCUGUUUGUCUGUCGUCUGUCUCUGUGUACUUUGAAAUCAACAGUUGCCUAGAUACAUACAUAGAUAGUGUUUAGAUCCGUCUCUUUGUAAAAGAGUUUUUGUUUUUCCUUUAAUACAGCACGCUUCUUACUCCUUACUUCACGGGGUCCAUCAAGAUUUCAUCUGGGUCAUCCUUGUUUUUUUCUCCUGUGCCUUCUUUUUCUUGAUACAUAUAUCAGUUUUAUCAUACUCUCAAGCUUUUUGUUUUGUUUUGUUUUUGUUUUUGUUUUCCUUAAAUAAAGAUAGGGCUUUUGUUUUGUUUUCUUUCGUUUCCUUUUUCGUAUUUGAUAUAUUGAGAGAUGCAAUCGGAUAGGUCCGGUUCUGUUUUAUCGAUAACUCAGAGAAGUCAGUCUUUGGCAGCUAGUGAUACUCGAGGCAAGCACAGAAUACAAGCUGAACUUAAACGCCUUGAGCAAGAAGCUAGAUUCUUAGAGGAAGAGCUGGAAGAACUUGACAGAAUGGAGAAGGCCUCAAUGGCAUGCAAGGAAAUGCUGUGUAAUGUGGAAGCUAGACCAGAUCCUCUACUUCCAGUAACAACUGGUCCUUUAAAUCCAUUAUGGGAUCGGUGGUUUGAAGGACCUCAGGAGUCAAAAGGUUGCAGAUGCUGGAUUCUCUGAUGAUUUCGCACCCUUUUUAUCAUACACCUGAUUUCAAGCAAUUACUUCCUUUAUCAUUCAUACAUCGAGGCUUCAGAUUACAUGUUACAGUUGCAAAUCUAUACUUUCUGUCAUUGAUAAAUGUUUAAUUAAAAGCUUCAUUGUGCAGAGGGUUACAAUUUUUUGAAGCUUAUUCUGCAUCGGCACUUGUCAAUGUAAUGCUUCAUAGUUCAUUGUGUAGAUGAUGGCUAUUCUAUAGCAUCUCUCUUUCUGAACAACAUAAUUUUUUCAGGCAAAUCAA
Pistacia vera is the source of this 1034-nucleotide messenger RNA. RefSeq names its product guanine nucleotide-binding protein subunit gamma 1. Bases 437 to 754 code for a protein of 105 amino acids. The transcript has 4 exons. The record is from RefSeq and is a predicted model, not a curated record. Gene Ontology annotation, biological process: G protein-coupled receptor signaling pathway. Lineage: Eukaryota; Viridiplantae; Streptophyta; Magnoliopsida; Sapindales; Anacardiaceae.